Messenger RNA from Venustampulla echinocandica, 1437 nucleotides. RefSeq lists its product as uncharacterized. The transcript is spliced from 2 exons. The record is from RefSeq and is a predicted model, not a curated record. Lineage: Eukaryota; Fungi; Ascomycota; Leotiomycetes; Helotiales; Pleuroascaceae. The coding region runs from base 1 to 1437 and encodes 478 amino acids.
AUGGGCGACGCCAGAGCACAACUAGAUAACUUGGCGUGGGACAAAAACGAUGAAGCAUCAGAAAUAUCACAGAAACGGCUUCGAAGGAGAGACACCUGCGAACUUGCAGCUUCCCUUGCGGGGCAGAAAUUCGGGAGAAAAGCAACAUUCGGGCCACCUUUGAUCAUCGGUGGAUACAACAUUUUAUACAAGUUUCCAAUUGAGAAGACUCUUCAAGAAGGUGCCACAGCAAGAUAUAUCGAACAACACACCCAGAUCCUAGUUCCCAAGGUACUCUACUAUGGCGAAAAGUCUGAUCUUGGUCCUUUUAUGAUCCUUCAACACGUAGAAAAUCGUGGAUUAAUGGCUGAUCAAAUCAAAAUGCCCAACCCCGACCCCGACGUAACUUCUGUCCUAGAUCCAAACAUCUCCGAGACCGUGCUCUCAAAUUUCUACGGGAAAGUGGCACGGUGCCUAUUACAGAUCUCUCGGCUCUCAUUCGAUCGCAUUGGAUCGUUGUCUGAGAACGGUGACAAUACUUUCUCCAUAACGGGACGCCCUCUCUCCAAGAACAUGAACGACAUGCUACAACUCGCAAAUAUUCCCCGUGCUGUACUUCCGCCAGAGAACAAGACAUAUAGUACGGCAGAUAACUGGUAUGUUGCUUUAGCAGAGAUACAUAUAGCACAGCUCAUUUUUCAACACAAUGACCUUGUAACCACCCAGGAUGAUUGCCGAAAUAAGUAUGUGGCACGACAACUCUUUCGCCGGUUGGCGAAAGAUAAUCGACUCUCAAGCUUUGGAUUUGCUGAUGAUAGCUGGUCAGCCCAGUCUAAAAGCUGGUCUUCUCCACUUUCCCGGGCACCAAGUAAUCUGGGAUCGUUCAGGCUUUGGGCCGAUGACUUCAGACCUGGCAAUAUCCUCGUCGAUGACUCUGGCGACAUAGUUGCAGUUAUAGACUGGGAGCUUAGCUAUGCUGGACCCACACAAUUCAUACUUGAUUGUCCGUGGUGGUUGCUUCUCGAAGUGCCAGAGUCGUGGAAACCGGACAUCGAUUCUUGGACCAAGGUCUAUGAUAUCCGGUUGCAGACUUGGUUGUCGGCUAUGGAGAAAGUUGAAAAAGAACUUGGCUCUGAAACGUUACCAUUCGUUUUGUCUACGCACAUGCGUGAAAGUUGGGAGACUGGUCGAUUCUGGCUUAAUUAUGCUGCGAAAAACAGCUGGGCGUUUGACACGGUAUUUUGGAAGUAUUUAGAUGAGAAGUUUUUUGGAACCCGAGAGGAGGAUGUUUCCAAGGAUGACCUAUGGAGGACGAGGGUCAAUUUUUUAAGUGAGAAGGAAAGAGCGGCCAUGGAGCCCUUUGUGGAGUGGAAAAUGGAGGACAAGAAGGAAAGAAUAUUGGUUGAUUGGGAUCCGGAGGAGGCAAAACAACGGCUAUCUGAGGUGCUGUUUGAUUGA